This is a messenger RNA of Funneliformis geosporum, 708 nucleotides long. NCBI's taxonomy places the organism in Eukaryota, Fungi, Glomeromycota, Glomeromycetes, Glomerales, Glomeraceae. The record is from the annotation of a GenBank genome assembly.
AUGAACCAAAAUAUUAAUGCUUCCAACAUAAUAACUGAUGAAGAAAAAGAUUAUUUAACUUUUAGAAAUACUAAUUCGAAUGAGAAUUGUAAGGAAACUUUAAAAAAAUUUGGAAUAUUAACUAUUGCUAUCGAAUUAAUCAAAGUUUUUAUUAGAAACGAAGGGAGAGGAAGUCAAACUCCCACCGGAGAAUUACAUAUCGACGGAGCCCGCACCGCUCUUUUUAGUUAUCUUUGGGCGAAAAGUAACCAAGGGCAAUUUAUUCUGCGGGUUGAGGAUACUGACCUAGAAAGAAACCGCGAAGAAUUAGCAAUUACGGUCCUUACCGACAAACGCAAAGAGUUGGCUCAGGAAAAAGAAGAAUAUAUAAAAACCAAGCAAAAAAGAAAUUACCAGUAUUCGCGAAAGUGCUUAAAUUUAUCGGAAAAUGAAAUCCAAUCUUUUUUUAAAGAAAAAAAGCCUUACGUUAUCCGCUUAAAAAUUCCCCAAGUGCAAAAUUAUUCCUUUUGCGAUUUAGUGCGGGGAGAAAUCAAGUUUCAAGGUAAAGAUAUUGAGGAUUUUGUGCUUUUUCGGCAAAGUGGUAUCCCCAAUUAUAAUUUCGCCUGCGUUGUUGACGAUUAUUUAAUGAAAAUUAGCCAUGUUUUACGAGGCGAAGAGCAUUUAUCUAAUACUGGCAAACAAUUAGUUUUAUAUGAAGCAUUUGGGUGA